GUUACACCUGAGAGUGAUGCACGAUGUUGUACGUAACGGUCUGCCCACAAUGUCGUAGAUGGUUACGUACACCAUCGUACAUCACAAGCGACGGCUCUCUGCGCGGUCGCCGCGGAGUCAAAGGUGCCGGGCCUCCUCUUUUAUGUCUCAUCGAUCAUAAGCGGACCACCAACUUGAAGUAUCCAAUGUACAUCCACUCUUGACUGGGAGCAUCAACUUCCUUUUGCAACGAUCCGGAUUCAGGCUGUCCAUCAAGUACCCCACUCUCGAGGCCUUCGUUCCGCUCAAUCUCCCGUCUACGUGCUGAGAUCUCAAUCCUACACUUGCCUUCCACCGCCACUAUGCUGCAUCUUUAUCUUUUCUUAUUGACGGUCUUUUGCACGGGCGUACUGGCACGGUCGCCAAGCACCCUCGACACUAGGCAGUGUGUGUUCUGCCCCGAGGUCAUCCCGGUAUGCCAGUGUCCCCCGAACCUGCAAUGCGUCAUUGUCGCGCGCUCGUGCACGGCUUGCGCCAGCGCGGAAUGUGUCUCUGCCUCAGGCAGCGUUGUGGUCUCCCGGAGUGAAAUCCUGCCGUCGUUCUCCCUGAGCAUCCUCCGACCGCCUCCGGUAUCGCACUCCACACCGGUGCCAUCGACCUCGUCCGCUUCCAGCGUCGCGACAUCUCAGGCCUCGUCCACUGCACCGGUGUCAAGCCCCCUUCCCUCUUCGUCGACUUCAUCCCCGUUCUCGUCUGCCCCGACAUCAGCCUCAGUUUCGUCUCCCUUGCUGCCGAGUGCAAGCUCCUCAGCUCCGACUGCAGCGCCUUCCAGCACAGGGACUGGGGCAGGCGUGCGAAUCGCGGGAGUUUGGCCGGCUGGAUUCAUCCCCGCGCUGUUGGGCUUACUAGCCAUGUCAUUCUAAACAGAUCUGUACCAGCAUCCAGAAGAGAUGGUGUAUGUCAUCAGUGCACUCCUGAGAUG
Mycena citricolor is the source of this 961-nucleotide messenger RNA. NCBI's taxonomy places the organism in Eukaryota, Fungi, Basidiomycota, Agaricomycetes, Agaricales, Mycenaceae. The record is from the annotation of a GenBank genome assembly.